Equus quagga is the source of this 1501-nucleotide messenger RNA. It is a transcript of the gene HMOX1, whose product is annotated as heme oxygenase 1. The transcript has 5 exons. The coding region runs from base 123 to 995 and encodes 290 amino acids. NCBI's taxonomy places the organism in Eukaryota, Metazoa, Chordata, Mammalia, Perissodactyla, Equidae. Gene Ontology annotation, biological process: heme oxidation; heme catabolic process; response to oxidative stress. The record is from RefSeq and is a predicted model, not a curated record. Gene Ontology annotation, molecular function: heme binding; heme oxygenase (decyclizing) activity.
ACGUGACCCGGCGCGGGGAUAAAUGGACGGCGCGGCCGGCUCGGCACAGUCACCCUCCCGCCUCCUCCUGCGUGUCUGGAGUCGUCGGAGCCGCCCCGGAGCCAGCCGAGCGCCGCCGCCGGAUGGAGCACCCGCAGCAGCCGGAGGACAGCAUGUCCCAGGAUUUGUCAGAGGCCGUGAAGGCGGCCUCCAGGGAGGUACACAGCCAGGCGGAGAAUUCCGAGUUCAUGAAGAACUUUCAGAAGGGCCAGGUGACCCGAGAUGGCUUUAAGCUGCUGAUGGCCUCCCUGUACCAUAUCUACACGGCCCUGGAGGCGGAAAUCGAGGACAACAAGGAGAACCCGGUCUAUGCCCCCCUCUACUUCCCAGAGGAGCUGCACCGCAGGGCCGCCCUGGAGCAGGACAUGGCCUUCUGGUACGGGCCCCGCUGGCAGGAGGCCAUCCCCUACACGAAGGCCACCAGGCGCUACGUCCGGCGCCUCCAAGAGGUGGGGCGCACCGAACCCGAGCUGCUGGUGGCCCACGCCUACACCCGCUACCUGGGUGACCUGUCAGGGGGCCAGGUCCUCAAGAAGAUUGCGCAGAAGGCGCUAGACCUGCCCAGUUCCGGCGAGGGCGUGGCCUUCUUCACCUUCCCCCACGUCGUCAGCGCCACCAAGUUCAAGCAGCUGUACCGCUCCCGCAUGAACUCCCUGGAGAUGACCCCCGAGGUCAGGCACAGGGUGAUCGAAGAGGUCAAAUCCUCGUUCCUGCUCAACAUUCAGCUGUUUGAGGAGCUGCAGGAGCUGCUGACCCGGGACACCAAGGACCAGAGCCCCUCGAAGGCCCCGGAGCUCCGCAGGCGGGCCGGCAGCAGGGCGCAAGACCCUACGCCCUCAGAGACUCCCGGGGGGAAGCUCCCACUCAGCAUCCUCUCCCCGGUGCCGCUCCUCCGGUGGGUCCUCACACUCAGCUUUCUGGUGGCCACGGUUGCCGUGGGGCUCUAUGCCAUGUGAACGCCAGCCUGCUGGCUCCUGGGGGCCGAGAACUCUGCCCGCCCGAAGGCCCUCUCUCUCUGGAGGAGAAUCUCUCUGCUGGCUUCUUCCUUUGGGCAUAGGGGGCUGUUGGGCCCCCGCCUUCUCCCUGCAUCCCUCCCUCUCUGGAAAGGAAGAAGUCUGCGGCGUCUUCCCCAACCAACAAGCACAGCCGGCCCCAUGACCUGAACUUUAAAUUGGGACGAGGGCUCUCGCCGGCCCCUCAGCAUCCCUGUUCCUGCCCGCUGAGCCCAGAAGUCAUGGCCAGCAGUGGCAGCUGUCCAAACCUCCAGAGGCCCUGGGGUCACGGUCUCCUGACAUGCCGUGACCGCUCUCCCCUGGGCCAGGGCGGUUUUUAUGUAAACGUGCAAAGAUGUUGUGUCUCGCGUCACUGUCUUGUUUUUGUUGGAGCCACUUUUUGUUCCCGGCUUGGCCUGAACCGGGUGUUCUGUUGUGUUCUGUUAGGUUUUUGUAGCAGGGCUGGGGUG